Molecule: messenger RNA, 453 nt
Organism: Eremothecium gossypii ATCC 10895
Lineage: Eukaryota; Fungi; Ascomycota; Saccharomycetes; Saccharomycetales; Saccharomycetaceae
Gene: IES6
Product: Ies6p
Exons: 1
Coding region: 1-453 (150 amino acids)
Biological process (GO): chromatin remodeling
Cellular component (GO): Ino80 complex
Source: RefSeq, marked provisional
AUGGGAGUACAUCUGGGCAGGGAUUUCGAGAUAGACAGAUCAACGAGCGACCGUGGACCCCAGAUGGAGAACCUCCGAGCGAUUGCAGCACGUAAUGAUACCAGUCGUAGCGACUUCAAGUCGCCCACGUGGAAGAAACCCACGCGCCGCCACAAGCCGACACGUCAGCUUCUGACAGACGAGUGGAAACGGCUCACGACAGAGGCACAGUCGGAAGCCGGGCGUGACGCAGGGCGCACGAAGCUGACAUACUUCAACAUUCAGGCGCCACCAUCGCAGUAUCCCGUGAAACGCUACUGCGACAUCACGGGGCUCAAGGCGCGCUACAAGUCCCCCAGCAACGGGCUGCGCUUCUACAAUAGUGAGGUCUACUCGCUGGUGAUCAAGCCUAUGACACCUGGCAUCGACCAGGAAUACCUCAAGCUGCGGGGCGAUAACAUUGUGCUUAAAUAG